AUGCAUACUCUCUUAUUUUUGUACAAGUCAUUUAAGAGAGUUGUGGUUUAUGAAUCGGUAUCAAAUUGUUGUUGUUACCACCGUUUUGCAACUUGUACGACAACCGUCUCUCGCAAUGAAAACUUGGGUAAACUUCAAGCUGGUUAUCUCUUUCCUGAGAUUGCUAGAAGAAAGUCUGCACACUUGCUCAAGUACCCUGAUGCAAUAACAAUAAGCCUUGGGAUUGGUGAUACUACUGAACCCAUUCCUGAAGUCAAAAGUUCUGCAUUGACAAAGAAAUUACUUGCAUUGUCAACCUUGCAAGGAUACAGUGGUUAUGGAGCUGAACAAGGUGAAAAGAUAUGUUAUAUCAAUAUCUUUUAG
Messenger RNA from Vicia faba (fava bean), 363 nucleotides. The record is from the annotation of a GenBank genome assembly. Lineage: Eukaryota; Viridiplantae; Streptophyta; Magnoliopsida; Fabales; Fabaceae.